AUGUUGACAAUGUUAUGUUUUGAUUAUGACUUUUAGUAAGAUGAUUUAACUUAUUGUGGUUUGCUACUUGAUAUGGAAAAUGACAGAUAUGUGAAGAGAAUAUUUAAUAGACUUUUACCUGUUCUAGGCAAUCCCAAUAACCAGGAAGUUUCAUGGCAUUGUCUUUUUUUCCUUUAUCCAUUGACCUCCCCUAUAUAUAUAUUACUCCGUAUGAAUUUUCUACCAGCCUAAUAAUUGCAAUGCAGUAGCACAAUGGUGAAAUUCAACUAGUUUUAGAAAUUUGUUUACCAGAGGAAAUGAAGUUUUCCAUUUUAUCGUUUCUGCUUCUUCUUGUUUUAGGUCAGCUUCCCAUUCCUUGGUGCAGCAAUGCACAAGAAAACUUUGGCAACAGCUCAGUGACCUUUCAAGUAGGCGUGGUUCUGGAUUUGGAUACAGAUUUAGGGCGUAGAGGAAUGGCCUGCUUGUACAUGGCUCUUUCCGACUUUUAUUCUGUUCAUAGCAAAUAUAAGACAAGGCUUGAUCUUCAUGUCAGAGACUCCAAGGAAAAUGUCAUUGAUGCUGCUGCUGCCAGUCUCCAUUUGUUGAAAGAGAUGAAGGCCGAUGCAAUAAUUGGUCCUCAGAAAUCUGCACAAGCCAGCUUUGUGAGCGAUCUUGGAGACAGAGCUCGAGUCCCUAUCAUUUCUUUUUCUGCAACGAACCCUUCACUUCAUCAUCGGACUCCUUAUUUUAUUCAAACAGCCCAAAGUGAUGACAUGGAGGUUGCUGCUGUUGCUGCCAUAGUUAAAGCUUUCAAGUGGAGUCAGGUUGUGAUUAUAUGCGAGGAUUCUGAGUAUGGUAAUGGAAUUGUUCAUUACCUGUCAAAUGAACUCCAAAGCAUAAAUGCUCGUGUUUCAGAUGUCAGGAAAGCCAUGCAGGGUGUAUUGGGUGUAAAGCCACUGAUUCCCAAAACUAAAAGACUCGAAUCUUUUGUAGCGGGGUUGAAAAGGGAGUUCCUCAAGGAUAGUUAUGAAUUCAAAGAGGCUGAGGUUAUGAGCAUUUUUGGUAUCUGGGCAUAUGAUACUAUGUGGGCACUGGCUAUGGCUGCCGAGAGAGUGGGAAGUAAGGAACCUCCAAUGGUUUCAAACAGUUCAGCUGAUCUCAAUUCUUCAGACCCAUUUCAUAUCGACAUCUCAUUGACAGGUCCUAAACUUCUCAAAGCAAUACAGAACACACACUUUGAAGGGCUUGCGGGGAAUUUUUCACUUAAAGAUGGAAGGCUGAAGCCUUCAUCAUAUCAGAUACUUAAUAUGGUCGAAGAUGGAGAAACAGAGGUCGCGAUCUGGAACCCAGAUCUUGGAAUUACUAGUGGAACCUACGCGACUUUAAAAGAUGUCGUGUGGCCAGGUGAAUCAACAGUAGUACCCAGGGGAUGGGAAAUUCCAGCAAAGGGUAAAAGACUAAAAAUUGCUCUUGCUGCAAGGCCUGGUUUUGCAGAGUAUAUUAAUGUUGUAAGAGAUGCUCAAACCAAUUCCUUCAGAUUUGGUGGAUAUUACAUUGAUGUUUUCAGUAAAGUCAUGGCUUCUUUACCUUAUUCUGUGCCAUAUGAUCUUGUUCCCUAUGAGAAACCGGAUGGUUCAUGUCCUGGGACUUACAAUGAUCUUAUAUAUGAUGUGUAUUCUCAGAAAUACGAUGGUGCCAUAGGGGAUAUAACAAUCACAGCAAAUCGAUCACAGUACGUGGACUUCACUUUGCCAUUUGAUGAUGGUGGAGUGGUCAGUAUAGUGCCAAUCACAUAUGAAGAUGAGAGUGGCUCCUGGACUUUCCUGAAGCCUUUGAAGAAAGAACUAUGGCUGACAAGUAUACUGCUUUUCGUUUUCACUGGUGUGGCUAUCUGGAUUCUUGAACACAGGAUAAGCUCUGCUUUCCGGGGACCCCCUUCUCAACAUGUUGGGAUGAUGUUUUAUUUUCCCUUCUCAACAAUAACAUUUGCACACAGGGAGAGAAUUGUGAGCAACUUGGGCAGGCUGGUUGUGGUGUUGUGGAUGUUUGUUGUGCUUAUCUUGAACUCAACUUACACCGCGAGCUUAUCAUCCAUGUUAACAGCUCAAAAGCUGCGACCUGCAACCAAAGAUGUGAAGGAGUUGAUUAAGAAGGGAGAUUAUGUUGGCUGUUUCAAUGGCUCAUUCAUAUUCAAUCUGUUGAUAGAAAUGGGAUUUGAGAAAUCCAAGAUUAGGACUUACAGAUACCCAGAAGACUACAAGGAUGCCUUAUCAGGUGGAACCAAACUUCCCAGAAUCUCAGCAUUUCUUGAUGUGGUUCCUUAUUCCAAUCUCUUCCUAUCCAAGAACUGUGGCAAGUACAUGAAAGUUGGUCAGACAUAUCACACUACUGGAUUUGCCUAUGUUUUCCCAAAGGGUUCUCCUUUAGUAGCCGACGUCUCUCGUGCCAUCAUCAAGUUAACAGAAGAAGGCAACAUUUUAGAUACCACAAGACAGUGGGUGAGAAGCGAUGAAGUGUGUACAGGACCCGAGAAAACUUCAGCCUCGACGGUUGUGGCACUGCAAAGUUUCGAAGUGUUGUUUGGCAUCUUUGGGGGAGUUACAGGGCUGUGCCUCCUGGUUUUCAUAGCCACAUAUGUGUACAAGAACAAAGAUUUCAUUCAAGAAACUUUGAGUUCCAGAACUACAAUUUGGCUCAAAAUACAGGCAAUAGGCAGACACUUUGACCAGAGAGAUUUAUCUUCUCAUAAACUUGAAAGGGCAAAAAACCCCCAAGAACCAGAAGGUGAUGACAGUGAAUUUACUUCUUCACACUCCAUUGAAAUGAGCAAUCUGCCCAGAAAUCCUCCCUGCAGUAGACCUUCUUCACCCGGUGCACUGGAAGGGAACACCGAUGAGCCUGGAAACGCUAACUCAAGCUCACAGCAUCAGGUUGCUAAUGAUCAGCCACAACAUUGA
This is a messenger RNA of Ipomoea nil (Japanese morning glory), 2936 nucleotides long. Its product is annotated as glutamate receptor 2.7-like. The transcript has 6 exons. NCBI's taxonomy places the organism in Eukaryota, Viridiplantae, Streptophyta, Magnoliopsida, Solanales, Convolvulaceae. Gene Ontology annotation, molecular function: glutamate-gated receptor activity. The record is from RefSeq and is a predicted model, not a curated record. Gene Ontology annotation, cellular component: plasma membrane. The coding region runs from base 297 to 2936 and encodes 879 amino acids.